Messenger RNA from Trachymyrmex cornetzi, 700 nucleotides. It is a transcript of the gene Rap2l, whose product is annotated as Ras-associated protein 2-like. Gene Ontology annotation, cellular component: membrane. The transcript has 2 exons. NCBI's taxonomy places the organism in Eukaryota, Metazoa, Arthropoda, Insecta, Hymenoptera, Formicidae. Bases 20 to 565 code for a protein of 181 amino acids. The record is from RefSeq and is a predicted model, not a curated record. Gene Ontology annotation, biological process: signal transduction. Gene Ontology annotation, molecular function: GTPase activity; GTP binding.
CGACGACGACGACGGCGAGAUGCGCGAGUUCAAGGUGGUGGUCCUCGGCUCGGGCGGGGUGGGCAAGAGUGCGCUCACUGUCCAAUUCGUAUCCGGUUGCUUCAUGGAGAAGUACGAUCCGACGAUCGAGGAUUUCUACCGCAAGGAGAUCGAGGUGGACAACUCGCCAUGUGUCCUCGAGAUCCUCGACACCGCCGGCACCGAGCAGUUCGCGUCAAUGCGCGACUUGUACAUCAAGAACGGUCAGGGUUUCGUCGUAGUAUAUAGCUUGACGAAUCAUCAAACCUUUCAGGAUAUCAAGGCGAUGAAGGAGCUCAUCACGCGCGUCAAGGGUACGGAACGCGUGCCGGUGCUACUUGUGGCGAACAAGCUCGAUCUGGAGCACCAACGGGAGGUCGGCACCGAGGAAGGCCACCAGCUCGCGCAACUCUGGGGCUGUCCGUUCGUCGAGGCAAGCGCCAAGAACCGUACCAACGUCAACGAGAUGUUCGCCGAGAUUGUGCGCGAGAUGAACUUCAGUCCUGAGAAGGAGAAGAAGACCUAUUGCUGUUGCAGCGUCCUCUAAUACUUAAUCAAAAUCGACGUUCGCCCGGAUUAUUUACCCGCGGACCGAACUAAGGAGGAUUCUUUUUACAUCUCUUACCUGGCCUGCUGAGGAACAUGCUAAGGAAAGAUGAUACAGUGUACAGUGGCUUAUGGG